AUGCCAAUUGGUGUUCCAAAAGUACCCUUUCAACUUCCUGAAGAAGAUGAGGCAUCUUGGGUUGAUUUAUACAAUCGACUUUUUCAAGAAAGAUUACUUUUUUUAGGUCAAGAGGUCAACACUGAAAUAUCAAAUCAACUUGUUGGUCUAAUGGUAUAUCUCAGUUUAGAGGACAAGACCAGAGAUUUGUAUUUGUUUAUAAAUUCUCCGGGCGGAGAGGUAAUAUCUGGAAUGGCUAUAUUUGAUAUUAUGCAAGUUGUAGAAGCAGAAGUACAUACAGUAUGCGUAGGACUAGCCGCUUCAAUGGGAUCUCUUCUUUUGGUCGGAGGGGAAUUUACCAAACGUCUAGCAUUCCCUCACGCUAUGAUCCAUCAACCUGCUACUUCUUUGUAUGAGGGACAAGUAGGAGAAUGUAUGCUGGAAGCGGAGGAAUUACUGAAAAUGCGAAAAACUAUCACAAAUAUUUAUGCACAAAGAACAGGCAAAGCUUCCUGGCAGAUAUACAGAGACAUGGAGCGGGAUCUUUUUAUGUCAGCAGAAGAAGCUGAAGCCCACGGAAUUGUUGAUACGGUCGCAGCUUAA
Medicago truncatula (barrel medic) is the source of this 582-nucleotide messenger RNA. NCBI's taxonomy places the organism in Eukaryota, Viridiplantae, Streptophyta, Magnoliopsida, Fabales, Fabaceae. The record is from the annotation of a RefSeq genome assembly.